Penicillium cinerascens is the source of this 1026-nucleotide messenger RNA. It is a transcript of the gene phoB, whose product is annotated as regulatory cyclin phoB. Bases 1 to 1026 code for a protein of 341 amino acids. Lineage: Eukaryota; Fungi; Ascomycota; Eurotiomycetes; Eurotiales; Aspergillaceae. Gene Ontology annotation, cellular component: cyclin-dependent protein kinase holoenzyme complex; nucleus. Gene Ontology annotation, biological process: regulation of cyclin-dependent protein serine/threonine kinase activity. The record is from RefSeq and is a predicted model, not a curated record. Gene Ontology annotation, molecular function: cyclin-dependent protein serine/threonine kinase regulator activity; protein kinase binding. The transcript has a single exon.
AUGUUAGCUUCCUCCCCCUCGCCUUCCCAGGCGGCAAUGCGCUCUCCUCGCCAGACGGGGGCUCACUAUGAGUCUGCUCCACAAUUCAAUAGCCCACGCUCGUCGCGCUUGGCUAUUGAGGAGCUCCGCUCGGCCUUGAACCGCCAUACCGUCGAUCCUGCCUCUCCUGUCUCUCCUGCAGAUCUUCGGCGACGCACCUCUGCAGCAACGGCUGCCAGUGUCACUCUUACUCCUGGAGAGGCGUUGGCCAAUUCCUCCACUCCUCCCGCUGCGCCGACGACCGCAAGCGCUGCCGCGAUCCCGCCGCCCGCUUCCUCCGCCUCUUCCUCCAUGCCCGCCCCGGACACUCCGGUGUCCAACAAGCGCAACAGUCAGACUGACCACCACGCGCCUGAUGCGACGCUGGUGCAGGAUGCGCAACCCUCGCAGGCCAAGCGCCUACGAUCCUCCAAGGCCGACGUCAAGAUCCUGCCCGCCCAGUACGAGGACGUUGAUACCCGUGAUCUGGUCGUGCUGAUUUCCAGCAUGCUCCUGGAACUGAUCCACUUCAACGACAAGAUCCCUCUGAACCAGGGCCGCCUGACCCGCUUUCACUCUCGAUCGCCUCCCCGAAUCUCCGUGCAGGAUUACAUGCAGCGCCUGACGACGCACGCCACCCUCUCGCCCCCGAUUCUCCUCUCCAUGGUCUAUUACAUCGAUCGUCUCUGCGCCCUCUACCCUGCCUUCACCGUCUCCAGUCUGACCAUCCACCGUUUCCUGAUCACCAGCGCAACUGUCGCCAGCAAAGGACUCAGUGAUAGCUUCUGGACCAACAAGACGUAUGCACGCGUAGGCGGAAUCAGCAUGACCGAGUUGGCCAUGUUGGAGCUGGAGUUCUUAUUCCGUACCCAAUGGCGCAUCGUACCACAGCCGGAAGUCCUGGUGGAUUACUACAAAAGCCUCAUUGAACGAUGUGAUGGCUAUGAGAUCGAUCGCACCCCCGUCGAUGACAGCGCUCCAAUCACCUCUGCAGCCACUCCCUCAUAG